Molecule: messenger RNA, 1390 nt
Organism: Triticum aestivum (bread wheat)
Lineage: Eukaryota; Viridiplantae; Streptophyta; Magnoliopsida; Poales; Poaceae
Product: protein LIFEGUARD 2-like
Exons: 2
Coding region: 449-1189 (246 amino acids)
Cellular component (GO): membrane
Source: RefSeq, a predicted model, not a curated record
UUUAGGACAAAGCACUUAAGAGUUGUAUUGUGUGCGUUCGAGCUGGAGGCAUGUGGUGAGAGCUUGCUGGAAUUCUUGGAUUCCGUGCCUUCUAUAAAGCUAUAUGGCACGCAGUUUGCAUGCUCUCGAGAAAAGAAGAAGCCAAAUUGUCAUAAAAAUACGUAUAAUCCCCGUCGGUUCUAGCUGUGCAUUCCGUUAUUAUCGACAACGUGAUGAAAUUAUUUGGACGGUGAAGAAAGAGGCACGGGGAAACAGGUUUUGAAGCGACCGCGCCCAGAAUAGAUGCCUCCAGCCAUGACCUCUAAAUGACUUGACGUCCAUGGCUGGCGGAAGCUAUUGAGACACCAUUCCUUGGCCCGGACACCAUCGUCGACCCGCCCGUCCGUCGUCCGUAGUCCUCUACCUGCUGGCAAGGAAAAGCAGGCGCCGAUCGAAGGUAGCCGCGGCCAUGGGGAAGCACGAUCACCACCACCACCACCACCACCACCACGACGUGGAGGCGUGCUACCCGCCCGACGGGUACAUGAUCGAGAGCCCGGAGCUGCGCUGGGCCUUCAUCCGCAAGGUGUACGUCAUCGUCUCCAUCCAGAUGCUCGUCACCGUGGCCGUCGCCGCCGCCAUGAACCUCACCGACUGCGUCCGCAACUUCUUCCUCUCCCGCACCCCCGCCGCCCUCGUCGCCUUCAUCCUCAUCCUCAUCUCCCCCCUCCUCGUGAUGCUGCCCAUGGUCUACUUCCGGCAGAAGCACCCGGUGAACCUGGUGUUCCUGGGCAUCUUCACCGUGUGCGUCAGCCUGUCGGUGGGGCUGGGGUGCCUCACCAAGCGCGGGCCCAUCAUCUUCGAGGCGGCGGGGAUGACGCUCGUCGUCGUGGUCUCGCUCACCGCCUACACCUUCUGGGCGGCCAGGCGCGGCCACGACUUCGAGUUCCUGGGGCCCUUCCUCUUCGCCGCCUGCGUCAUCCUCAUGCUCUACGCCAUCGUCAUCAUCCUCUUCCCCAUGGGCAAGACGGCCGUGCUCGUCUACGGCUGCAUCGCCGCGCUCAUCUUCUCCGCCUUCAUCAUCUACGACACCGACAACCUCAUCAAGCGCUACACCUACGACGAGUACGUCGCCGCCUCCAUCACCCUCUACCUCGACAUCAUCAACCUCUUCAGGGCCAUCCUCAUGGCCCUCGAUGCCGCCGACUGAUCUUGAUCAGAGCAAACCAGCCAAACCUAACAUGAUGAUUCAUUCGCCUCUGCCUGCCUGGCACAUGUAUGUAUGCUAAACUAGAUGCCGUAUGUAGAUUACCAUGGAUGGAAAGUUAUUACGUGCUCUCAACAUGAGUCACUGUGAUUGGAUAUUAACAGAAAUGUAGUAUUGCCAAUGAAAUCAUUAUUCGUUGCGACA